AUGUCGGAUCCCCCCGGCAGCCCGCCAUCCGACUGGAGCCUGUCCGAUUCGCAUAGCAUCUUCAUGGUGAGUUCGUUCUUUUGUGAGGCCGACUCGACCAUCGAAUGCGACACCGACGCCGCCGAUGGCUAUGCGUGCACCUCGGGCCGAGUGAUGUCGCCGUUGAAUUUCCCGGAAAACGUGUGUGGUGCUUGCGGCCUGGGCCUCCGCAUGGACGACCUCAGUGGCGCCUGUGGGCUGGACAAGUGCGACGUGUGCCAUGGCGGCGACUGCCUUAUUUGCGAGGACGAAUAUCUGCUGGUGCCGGCCGUGGUUCCCGGCCAGCAUUCCUGCCAAAGCAGCUGCGACCCGGGGACCCACAGCCCCCCGGGAGGCGGCCGGUGUCUGGCCGACAGCCCGGCGCCGGCGGUGUCGCUCGGCCCGCCCGAGCCGCUGUUCUCGACGGCGGGCGCCUCGGUGCGGGCGGUUUUCCCCUCGCGCCUGGCCCUUUCGAGCAGCGGCAAAUGCAUCCUACAACCGCCCAGCUCGCUGGAAGACCCUUCGCACGGGAAUUGGGUGGCCCUGAGAUCCGGCGACGGGUGGCCCCUGUGGCUGGUUGCCCCGGCCCCGGGCGCCGGGGCGUCGGCGCCCGCUGCCCGGGAGAUGACCUGCCCGGAGUUGAUGCUCUCUAGCAUGGAUGUGUCCAUGGCCGUGGAGCUCCCACCGGCGCCCUCUACCCCCUCCGGGGAAUAUGUCACCCGGCUGGUCCUGUGCACCGCCGACAAUGCUGUGCACCUGGUGGAGAUCACCUGCUCGCCGGACUCCGACGCGGAAUGCCUCAUCGAGGGCAAUGUCGCUCGCAGAGCCUUGGACCGAGCGCCGCCGUGUGACUCCCUGCAGGGUGUCUCCGAGCACCAAGUGUCCAUCCGGACUGCCGACGACCGGAUGGUCCUCCUGUCCAUCAAUGCCGAGGAUGGGACCUGUGAUUUCACCAGUCUGCCCCCGGCCACUUGGCAUCCGGUCCUCUUCCCCAGCGUGCAAGAUCAAAAGCCCUCCAGUAAGUGGGUGCUCCUGUCGCACAUGCCGCGCACUGGCAGUCCCUCAAGCACCCUGCACUCGAUGGACCUUCUACUGGCGAAUGACCCGCGUGUCCAGGUGGGCCUGCAUAUGGACGCCCUGCGCAAGCCGGCCGGCCAGCAGUUGGACACGCGCCACCUGCAGCCGGUCCUCCUGGCCGGCGGCUCCCAGCCACCGGGGGGCCUGCUUUUCCUGUCGGGCUUGAUGUUGGUCCUGGACCAUGGCCUGGCCUGGGUGGUGGGGCAUGCGCCGCUCGGCGGCCGGCCGCACGGCCGGACCGCCGACAUCCCCCUGAAUACCGACACGCUGGGUAUUCUGCCGGGGCCGCGCGACCCGGUGCCGGCCUUCGCCAGCCUGGCCGUGCGGCUCCCCGGGUCGACGGACUUCCCGGGGGUCCUGCUUCUGCUGACAGAGACCCAUUUGGGCGUGGCAUUGGUGCACUGUCCGCAGGGGCCCGAUGCGGCGUGCUGGCCCCAGCCGGCACGGUUCUUCCCCCUCGCACUCGACGGCCCUGCGCCGGGGCUGCUCCGGGCCUCGGCGGCGGUCAUGCCGAUGGGCGGCCAGGCCGGCGGCCCGGGCGGGUCCAGCUCGUCCGCCCCCGGGGGCCUGGCCGUCCGGCGGAGUGGCGCCCCUGCCCCGGGGCCGGCCCUGGAAGCGGCGCUCAUCCUGGCACACGAGGGCCUGGCCUCCGGGGCCAUGGUGGUCUCGCUGCAGGAUGACCCCUGCCCGGAGGGGACGUACGGCCCGGCGUGCGAGGCCUGCGCCGCCGGGUGCACCCGGUGCACCGGGCCCCAUGCGUCGGACUGCACCGCAUGCAAGCACUGGCUGCCCGGCCACGAGUCCAUGUGCCUGGCCGAAUGCACCGGGCCCACCAGGCCGACCCCGGGCGCCAUCGACUGCAAGUGCGACACCUCCUGCAAGCAGUGCAUGCCCAUCUCGCUGUCCGGCAGCCACUGGGCUUCCUGCACCGAGUGCCAGCCGGGGUAUGCGCUGAGCUCGCCGACGGGCGAGGCCGGCCCGCCGGCCAGGGCUCUCGAGUGUGCCCGCUGCCAUGAUACCUGUGAAACAUGCUCGCAUGCGGACGACCGCCGCAUGUGCACCAGCUGCAAGCAGGGCGCCUUCCUGUUCGGGGGCGCUUGCGAGGGCCAAUGCCCGGACUUCUUCUUCGGCGAUGUGGCCAGCCGCUCCUGCCAGCCCUGCCUGGAAAACUGUGCCGCCUGUGCGGACGACUCCAAGUGCGGCACCUGUGCUGCGGGAUUCUACCUGGAUGACUUGCACACCGCCUGCAUCGCUUGCGAUGCCACCUGCAGCACAUGCGCCGGACCUGGCGCCUGCUCCGCAUGCCGGCCCGGGCUGGUCUUCCUGGAGGCCGAUGACCAAGUCGACUCGCUGUGUGGCGGCGCCUGCCCCCCGGGCGAGUAUGCCGGCGACACGCGCUGCACCAAGUGCCACGAAACGUGCGCCCUGUGCGCCGGCGACGCGGGGUCCUGCCAGGUGUGUGCCGACCGCCACCGCUGGCAGGCAGGCCGCCCGGCGCCGGGGGCCACGGCCCCCUGCGUGCCAUGCCCGGCUGGCUGCGCCUCGUGCACCGACAAGCUGUGCCUCUCCUGCGAGCCGGACCUCUACCUCACGCACCUGGGCGAAUGUUUGGGCACUUGCUCGGGGGGCACCUUCGCCGAUGACGACACGGCCACCUGCCAGCCGUGCGACGUCAGCUGCGCCGCGUGCGCCGGCGGCCGGGCCGACCAGUGCACCGGCUGCUCGCCGGGGCUGGAUCGCGUGCCGGCCGACGCCCCGGCCUUCGCCUGCAAGUCCCCCUGCCCGGAGGCCCAGUAUCGCGACCCCCUCUCGGAGGCAUGUCUCCCCUGCGACCCGGCUUGCGCCACGUGCAAUGGGCCGUCCGAUGGCGACUGCUGGCGCUGCACCGAGCCCGACAAGGUGCUCCAGGGUGGCAGGUGCGUGCAGGCGUGCGCCGAGCGGCACGUGGCCCAGGCCGGCCGGUGCCUGCCCUGCCACGCGUCCUGCCGGGCGUGCUCCGGCAUCCGGAGCACCGACUGCGUGGACGCCUGCCCGGCGGACCUGCUGGCCCUGCCGGCCGGGGCGUCGCCCAUGCGCUGCGUGGCCGGCUGCCCGGUGGGCUACAACGCCGGCCAUGCGGGAUGCUCCGAGUGCGUGUCGCACUGUGUCCGGUGCUCGGCCUCGGUGGACACCUGCGACAUGUGCGAGCGAGGGUGGUUCCUCGGUGGGUCGGCCUGCGUCGGGUCCUGCCCGGCCAACACCUCGCCCCAAGGGGGCCUCUGCAUUGACUGCCACAAGGCCUGCUUGACCUGCUUCGGCACCCAGGCCAACCAGUGUGCCACCUGCCAGAGCGAGACGCCCUUCCUGGUGGAUGGGGCCUGCUUGGCGGCCUGCCCGGAUGGGACCUUCCAGGAUGGGCCAAGCUGCCUGCCCUGCCAUGGCAGCUGCGGCACCUGCUCCGGGCCCGGGGCCGGGGAGUGCCUGGCCUGCCCGGCCGGUCGGGCCAUGCUCGACGGGUCGUGCGUCGGCAAGUGCCCGAGCAGCCACUUUGAGGACGCCGGCCAGGCCGCCGGGAGCGUGUGCCGGCCGUGUGCUGCCUCGUGCGCCAGUUGCGCCGGGCCCGACGCCGACGAGUGCACCUCGUGCCAUGGCAUCGACCUGCUCUUCGAGGGCCGGUGUGUGGACGAGUGUCCCGCGGGGACCUUCGGCUGCAGUGCCUCCGGCCGGUGCGACCCCUGCGACGCCCGGUGCGCCGAGUGCACGCUGGCCGCCCACCUGGGGGACCGCUGCACCGCCGACUGCCACACCUGCAGGGCGGGCUUCGUCCUGUCGCCCUCGACGCACACCUGCGACGUGGCCUGCCCGGCGGGCGAGUUCACGCCGGACUCGGUCCUGUGCGCCGCCUGCGACGCCGACUGCCGGUCGUGCCACGGGCAGGCCAAUGCCUGCACCUCCUGCGCGGACGCCUCGCGGUGGCUGCUGGUCGAUGGGGCCGCCUGCGUGAGCAGCUGCCCGGGGGAGAAGUUCGCCGCGGCGGAGUUCCCCUCGGCGCCCUUCCCCGCGCCGACCCGGCAGCUGAAGGCCGCGCGCAUGACCCCGGCCCAGGUGACCCUCUUCCAGAACGAGGUGGCCCUGAUGUGGCUGCUGCGCGACGCGCCGAACGUCGUCCGGCUGUACGGCUACAGCGACCAGCCGCCGGCCAUCGUGAUGGAGCGCUACCAGACGGACCUGGCCACGCUGCUGCACUCGGACGUCCCCCUGGACCAGGCCACCAUCUUGGACAUCGUGCAGCAGUGGGCCUCCGGGCUGGAGGCCAUGCACGCGCAGGGCAUCGCCCACCGGGACCUGAAGCCGGCCAAUGUCUUCGUCAGCCAGCACGCCGCGGGCGCCUGGAUCGCGGCCCUCGGCGACCUGGGCACCUCGCGCAACCUCAGCACCGACCGGUCGUCGGCCCUGGUGAACCAGGCGCCGGAGCUGAAUGCCCUGACCGGGCGCUACGCCGCGCCCGAGGUCCUGGCCGCCUUCCACCGGAAGCGCCCGCUGGAGUCGGAGCUCCUGCUCCCGGCGGACAUCUACUCCGCGGCCGUCAUGCUGUGGGAGUGCCUGGCCCGGGCCAUUCCCUGGCACGGGUGCACCUUCGACCAGAUUUCGGCCCAGGUCCUGUCCGGGGUCCGCCCCCCGGCGGACGGCCUCCACGGGCCGCUGGCGGACCUGCUCCACAUGGCCUGGGACUCGAAUGGCCACACCCGGCCGCCGGCCGCCGCCCUCCGGCAGAAGGCCGCCAUGGCCGCCCUCUCGGCUGAUCGGUGA
Molecule: messenger RNA, 4884 nt
Organism: Fonticula alba
Lineage: Eukaryota; Rotosphaerida; Fonticulaceae
Product: TKL protein kinase
Exons: 3
Coding region: 1-4884 (1627 amino acids)
Biological process (GO): protein phosphorylation
Molecular function (GO): protein kinase activity; ATP binding
Source: RefSeq, a predicted model, not a curated record